This is a messenger RNA of Lepidothrix coronata (blue-crowned manakin), 4965 nucleotides long. RefSeq names its product centrosomal protein 120 (gene CEP120). Gene Ontology annotation, cellular component: centrosome; centriole. Lineage: Eukaryota; Metazoa; Chordata; Aves; Passeriformes; Pipridae. The record is from RefSeq and is a predicted model, not a curated record. The coding region runs from base 39 to 2951 and encodes 970 amino acids. The transcript has 20 exons. Gene Ontology annotation, biological process: centrosome cycle; interkinetic nuclear migration; positive regulation of centriole elongation.
GGGUCCCGGCCCCGGCGGCCCGCGGGCGGAGCGGGGAGAUGGUGUCCAGAGCCGCCGAUCGGCUGCUGAUCGUCGUCUCUGUGCUGGAAGGGCGCUGUUUUCCAAAACGACCCAAGCACAGUCUUAUAGUUGAAGCAAAGUUUGAUGGUGAACAGUUGGCUACUGAUCCCAUAGAGCAUACUGAUCAGCCAGAAUUUGCUACAGAAUUGGCUUGGGAACUGGAUAGGAAAGCACUUCAUCAGCACAGGCUGCAGCGUACACCUAUCAAACUCCAGUGUUUUGCAUUGGAUCCCGUGUCUUCAGCUAAAGAGAAUAUAGGCUAUAUUGUUCUUGAUUUGAGAGCUGCACAGGAAAAGAAACAGGCACCCAAAUGGUAUCCUUUGCUUAGUAACAAGUACCCUAAAUUUAAACCUGAAAUACAAAUAGGUGUUGUGUUGGAGACUGAUUCAAAAGCACUGGUUGAUGAUUUUAAAGCCAAGGAGGCACCCCCUAGAGAAGGAAAGGUAGUUACUCUUUUUCCUGGGUUAGACCCUAAAAGCGUUAUACCAGUCUUGAAUGAAGAAGAGGGCUAUCAUCAAAUUGGACCAGCAGAGUAUUGCAGAGACUACUUUGUCUUGUCUGUAACCAUUGCAUUUGCCACACAGUUGGAACAGUUAGUUCCUAGUACUAUGAAGCUUCCUGAACGACAACCUGAGUUUUUUUUCUACUAUUCGUUACUGGGAAAUGAUGUCACAAAUGAACCUUUCACUGAUUUAAUUAAUCCAAACUUUGAGCCAGAAAGAGCUUCCGUUCGAAUACGUAGUACAGUUGAUGCCCUUCAGGUUUAUCUUUGUACACAGUCAAAAUUGCAGAUCCAUCUUUGCUGUGGGGACCACUCUCUUGGAAGCACUGAAAUACCCUUAUCUGGACUACUGAAGAAAGGAAAUGUGGAGAUUGAUCAACACCCUGUGGCAAUAGAAGGAUCAUUUGUCCUUGUUCCACCAAAUAGAGCUAAACAGAAGCUACCACAAUUGCCUUUGGAUCUGGCUCCUACUCUUGGGGUAUCUGUAGUUCUUCAAAGGGAGAACAUGACUCCCCAGCUUUUGAUUCCCUUAAAUGCUCCAACUGAAUCUAAACAGCCACAGGAGAAAGUUCUUUCACCUGUUAGUGGAAAAACAGAGAGCCUGCAGCAGAGAUCCCAGAAGGUCCCAUCUCAAGCUGAUCAAUGUUCUUCAAAAGAAGAUGUGGCAACAGAAAGUGAAGUGGAAAGUCUUAAGUUUGAAAAAGGCACAAACCCAAGGAAAACAGAGCUGGUGUCUGGCUGCUGCCAAGAGGUUAACAAGCAGUUCACUGAAGAGCUUCCAGGUUUCAAAUUGCAGAGCAGAGCAAAGUCACCUCUAUUAGAUCUGCAAAAUCCCACUGAUAAUGGUCCAGUAGCAGCAUCUCAGCCCAACCCUGUGGGUGUGUCCAGUUCUUCUGAACCUGUGUCUGCACAGAAAAUUGUUAUUCCAGCAUCCUCUCAUCAUUUUUGCUUUUCAAUAGACCUGAGAAGUAUACGUGGUCUGGAAGUUGGUUUUCCAAUAAAUUGCAUUCUAAGGUACUCGUAUCCAUUUUUUGGCAGUGCAGCACCUAUUAUGACAAGCCCACCUGUAGAAAUCAGAAAGAACAUGGAAGUCUUUCUUCCAAAGUCAUAUUGUGCAUUUGACUUUGCAACUAUACCUCAUCAGCUUCAAGAUACAUUCUUCAGAUUGCCUCUGCUGGUUGAAUUGUGGCACAAGGAUAAAACAGCCAAAGAUUUACUUCUAGGGGUGGCAAGACUUCAGCUUUCAAACGUGUUGACUUCGGAAAAAACACGCUUCUUGGGUGGGAAUGGUGAACAAUGCUGGCGUCAGACUUGUAAUGAAACAGUCAGUGUCACAGCAGCACAUGGGUCAGGCAACAGAAUAGCAGAGCUUUCAUAUGCCACCACUUUGGAAGACUACGGGCUUGUGAAGGUGCAAGAAGUUAUGGUGUCAGAUUCUUCUCAAGGUGUAGUUGCUGGGCAACAACAGCAUAUUCCUCACACUCAGCCUCACUGUACUCCAGAAGACCAUCCAGAACCUCGAGAAACUCUUGAAUACAAAGCAGCACUGGAGUUAGAAAUGUGGAAGGAAAUGCAAGAGGACCUUUUUGAAAAUCAGCUUAAAAAGAAGGAAAUGGUCCAUAUGCAAGCACUUGCAGAAGAAUGGAAGAAAAGAGAUAGAGAGAGAGAGGCACUAGUGAAGAAAAAGGUAGCGGAGUAUAAUGCUUUUGAAGAAAAACUUCAGAAAACCCUGAGAGAUCUAGAUAAGCGAGAACGACAGCUUUUUAGUGCUGAAUCAGAGCUUUAUGAAGCAGAAAAUAAGCAUAAAAUUUUGGAGAAGGAGUUUCAGCAAUACAAAGAACAGCAAAGUAGCAAACCAGAAAUCCAGCUACAAUCGGAAAUAAAUCUUCUCACUUUAGAAAAGGUUGAACUUGAAAGAAAGUUAGAGUCAGCUACCAAGUCAAAGCUCCACUACAAACAGCAAUGGACAAGGGCUUUGAAAGAACUUGCAAGGUUAAAACAGCGUGAACAAGAAAAUGCAAUGGCUCAUCUUAAAAAGCAGCAGCAAGAGCUGGAGCACAUGAGGCUGCGCUAUUUGGCAGCGGAAGAAAAAGAGCUGGGGAAAACAGACCGACAGGAGCUGGAGGAUAUCAGAAAUGAACUUAACAGGCUAAAGCAACAAGAAGAAGAGAGAAAGCAAUUGCAAGAUGCUAAAGAUAAUUCUGCUGGUAGAGUGGAUGGUCUUCAUUGUAGAAAACUAAAUGAGAACACGGAUGAUUACCUCUCUCGUCUGAUAGAAGAGAGGGAUACCCUGUUGAGAACAGGAGUCUAUAACCAUGAAGAUCAUAUUGUAAGUGAACUUGAUCGUCAAAUCAGAGAAGCUAUUUCAAAAAGGAACAUCACUAUUUAAAAGCAGACAAGAAGCUGUUAAAAAGAGCCAAAAUCUGAAUAGAGCGAUUUCUCUAAACCUACACGACUUUGCAAAAUAUGUGAUGUCAUGCUUUGUUUUGCACACUGUAGCCAGCUCUCUUUGAAGUCAGUGUAAAUAUUUGCAACAUGUCAAGUUAAGCACAGUUGUAAGUUUUACGGUGGCAAUGACUGGUUUAUAAUGUUUUUUACUCAUAUGUAUGUAUAUAUAUGUGUGUGUGUAAAUAUAUUUAUCUUGUGUACUUUCUUCUGAAAUGUUUACUACCUCUUUUUGCAUAACCCUGACUAGGUUUAUUUGUAAUAUUUUUAAUAUUCAUUCCAAGAGGUUUUUGGUCAAUGUUGUCGUUAUUUCUUUCAAUUUUUAAAAAUAUCUCUUCAGCUGUACUAGGGAAAAGUGACAUCAGCUGCUUUUCCUAACAAAGCUCUUAAUUCUGAAUUGAAUUGCAGCAUUGACCAAAUGUAACUUUUUUUUACUAAAUGACAAGGUAAUCAAUUUUGGAUUCUCUAACUGUAGUUAGCACAGCUAAGUUCUGUAGUAAAGAAGAGACAAGAUUUUGAGUGUGUAUGUGUGAGGGGGAAUCAAACCUUAUGGAACUGAAGCUGAACCAGUUAUUAACUAGCCUGAUUGUACAGGCAAAAUCCCUUGGUUGCCCUGGGAUUUUUGCACAUCGACCAGUAAGGGUGAAUCCAGGGUGAACCCAGGAGAGUAAAGACCGUAUUCAGAAGUGUAUAUGCAUUCUUACAUUGAUCCCUAAUGAUGAAAAUUAAUUGAAGCAACAAUUCAGUGAAUUUAUACGCUUCAAAUCCUGAACACAAACAUAAAAAGCUCUUGGUUUAAGUAAAGCUGUUUUUUUCAAUCAAGAUGUAACCACUUUGAAGUUACUUAACAUGUAUUUCAAAGCAUGUUAUCUCAUUACCACUUAAAUUGCAAAUAAAACUGUUUGAUUGUGGAAGUAUGAACAGGGUGCAGAACAGAAAUCCACGAUUAAUGUUAGUUUGCGCAUAAUCACAAUUGAAAAAGUUUUGGUUUCCGGCCUUCAUUCUAUUUCUGUCAUAUUUGUGGGGAUCUACCUGACAUUAGCUUACAACGCUGUCCUUUCAGUAGGCAUUUUUGUCUGUCCUGUACUCACAAGUGUUUCCAUUUGAAUGUCAAGUACAAAAAUUGUCUUAGGAUUUGUAACUUUUCAAGUGAACAAAGAUACCAAUGAAAAAAUUAUUGGUUUGGGUUUUUUACAUAAAAUCAGUGAAGUUUCAUAGACAUGGUUGAAUACAUUUGACCUUCCUGUUUUGUAUUAAUUAUAAAUUGUAUUAAUUUGUAUUAAUUAUAAAAGUUAUAAUUAAUACAAAAUAUACAAAUUAAUUUUGUAUUAAUUAUAAAAUGGGGGGAGGGGUGUAUCUUAUCUGGCUUUACCUCUAAAUGCAUUGGUUUUCCUCUUCUUUACCAUGGAUGUAUCUCCUGUUUAAAUAAACUAUUAAUUUAGACUCUUUAGAAAAGUUAAAAACAAGCUGUAAAAAAACAUGGAGAUCAUAUUAACUGAGGAAUACUUGAAUACUUAUCAAUACCAGACUUUGUAAGAAAUGCUUUUGUAAUACUUUGCACACUUUACUGUAUUUUUCCAAGUAGUGUACUUAAAGAGAUCCCUCUCCACUAGCAAAGAAAAUAUCACCUCCUUAAAUCCCAUAGAGAUCCACGAAAUACAAUUUUACAAUAUUUUUUUCAUCAUGGCUGUGUCAUAUCACUGAUGCAUGAUUAUAUAUAAUUACUGUAAAUGACCCAGGAAGCUUCUAUCUUGACAGAAAAACUUGUUUGUGCUGUUUUUCUUCAAAUACUUGUGCACUUGUGUAGUUUCUUUUCCAAACACUGGAGGGUGCCUGAGACUUAAAUAUUACAAAGACAGUGUUGACUAAAUUUCAUAGCUGGUCAUUUUUUUUGGACUGGUGUUCUAUGACUUUUCAGGUGUAUUAUUUUAUUAAAUAAAAUUUGAUUUUUAAGUAUA